Molecule: messenger RNA, 698 nt
Organism: Soboliphyme baturini
Lineage: Eukaryota; Metazoa; Nematoda; Enoplea; Dioctophymatida; Soboliphymatidae
Source: the annotation of a GenBank genome assembly
CUGUUCUCAACGCUACGUUUUGUAUUUCAGCCCGACUACGCUCCUUGCCGCAUAGACAGCAGUCCUGCAAAUCCGACCCAGAUCACCUUGCUGGAACGUAUUAUCCGAACCCAUCCCGUCUGGUACCUACCUCACAUUAGCAGAAUGGCUGCCAUUCACUUGGUUCGCGGCAAAGAAGUUGGGAACUUCAUCGUGAGGCACUCGAGUCGAGUGAACGCCAUGGCGAUCACCGUCAAAUUGCCGCUGUCCAGCAAACAAGACGUCGAGCACUACUUGGUCGAAAGUACGGCAUUUGGCAUUCACCUUGAAGGCACCUCAAAAUACUUCAAAGCCUUGCCACUCCUGUUAUGCUACUACUGCGAAAGCGAUGGUGACUUGGGAUUUAAGAUCUGUCUUCCGUCGGCCAUCUUGGAGUGCAGAAGCAGACGCGAUUUGUAUUCGUAUGCUUUACUUGGCCAAGGUACAGUGCGCUGUGUGCUCUUUAUUAUUAUUUUGUUGGUAGUCUGUCACAGAAAUUUAGAAUUUUGGUCCGUUGGUCCCUGUUUGUGCAAGGACAUACCUCCUCCUUCGUGUGAUAAGUAUUCCUCGUUUUCGACGUCAUUCUACGAUGGAAGACGUAAAACGACCCAUUCACGGAACUUGUCGGUCCCUGCGAAGCGCGAAGCUUCGGAAGAAAGUCAAGAAGGUGAGUGUUGAUG